AUGAAGUCUUCUAUCAUCUCCUCGGCACUGGCCCUCGUCGUCGCCCGCGCUGUUGACGCCGCCGCCAUACCCGACGUGUCGAGCACGUUGCAGAACAUCUUGCAGAACACGCACGGUAGUGACUUGUACACGUAUCCCACCGAUCUGACGCGUGGAAUCAUCCCUAAACCAUUCCACAGCCAUAACGACUACUGGAGGGAUGUGCCAUUCUACUCCGGGCUGUCGUACGGAGCAGUAUCCACCGAGGCGGACGUGUGGUUGAUCAACGAGACGCUCUACGUCGGCCACGAGCCCAGCGCCCUCACCCACGCCCGCACCCUCUCCGCGCUCUACAUCUCGCCCAUCCUCGACACGCUGCAGCGCGAAAACCCCACCACUUCCUUCGUAUCCUCCUCAGCCACCAAAAACGGCGUCUUCGACACGUCCUCAUCCCAAACCCUCUACCUCUGGAUCGACCUCAAAACCGCCGCGUCCCCCACCUUCGCCGCCGUGCGCGCCGCCCUCGCGCCCCUCCGCCGCGCCGGCUACCUGACGACGUUCCACCCGUCCAACGGCUCGCUCGUCGCCGGCCCCGUCACCGUCAUCGGCACGGGGAACACGCGGCUGGAGGACGUGUUGGACCAGACUAACGACGAGGACGAAGUCGCCGCCCGCGACGUCUUCUUCGACGCGCCCCUCGCCGCGCUGCCCGACCAAGUCACCGGGCCCGAGGUGUCGCCCGUGGCGUCGGCCGACUUCGGCGCCGUGUUUGGGGGGGACGUGAGGGGUGCGGGCGUGCCGGCGCUGAAUGCGACGCAGUUGGCGACGCUGAGGGAGCAGGUGGGGGAGGCGCAUAAGCGCGGGGUCGGGGCGAGGUAUUGGGGCGCGCCCGGGUGGCCGGUCGGGACGCGGAAUGCGGUGUGGCGGACGCUGUUGGAUGAGGGGGUGGAUUUGCUGAAUGUGGAUGAUCUUGAGGGGGCGGCGGGGUUUUGGGAGAUGGAGUGA
This is a messenger RNA of Diplodia corticola, 984 nucleotides long. Its product is annotated as altered inheritance of mitochondria protein. Gene Ontology annotation, biological process: lipid metabolic process. The transcript has 3 exons. NCBI's taxonomy places the organism in Eukaryota, Fungi, Ascomycota, Dothideomycetes, Botryosphaeriales, Botryosphaeriaceae. Bases 1 to 984 code for a protein of 327 amino acids. The record is from RefSeq and is a predicted model, not a curated record. Gene Ontology annotation, molecular function: phosphoric diester hydrolase activity.